UGACAAGUCUUUGGGCAGUUAAUCUUCUGCCAGCGAAAUGUGUGGUACUCGGACGUUAUUAGUGACGCUUUGCGGCGUUCUCAGCUUUUCUGUUUAUCCUUUAUGUGAAGGCGCUCGUUUAAACCAUGUGCGCUUUCCAGGACCUGCAAAGAUUCAGCAAUUACCAAGUACUUUGCAAAAUCAGGAAGCAAUAGGCGCGGCACCAUAUCCACCAGCUGGCUUGACACCAAAUCCUCCCUUCGAAUUACCUACCGAGGAAGCGGCUGAAUUCCCUGAAGCUGAAGUCAAGCCUAUCUAUGAGCCACCAGAUGAAACAUAUGGACCCCCAGAUGAAACAUAUGGACCACCAGAUGAAACAUAUGGACCACCGGCUAUCGACGAUGUGCCAGUACCAGAUGUAACAUACGGCCCACCCGAUCAGACUUAUGGACCUCCAGAUCAAACUUACGGUCCCCCGCCUCCUGAACAAACCGAAAAUAACGUUGCAACAGCUACCUUACCACAAAGCGCUUCCAUUAUUAAUGUAAGCAGCCUUCGUCCUCAGGCACAAUUUGUGUUGCCACUGGUGCAGCGUCUUAUUGCUUUCCGACCUCUACGACGUCCAAUUCAAGUGCAACGAAAGCCAUCCAAAUUAAGAACGCCGCCGCGAAAGCCACAAAGACCUGCUAAUGUCGUAAACGCGCCAAAAGCAGUUUUUCCUGCAACGCAGCUAAGCCUACCAUUUAUUGAACGGCGGACACCCUUUCGGUCGUCAUCGCGUCUAGUUGUUAAUGCUCCACUAAAAGCUAUGAAAAAUAUUGCGAGUCCGACAUUUGCCCAACUAUCGCCCACAAUUCGUAGACCAAUUUUUUCGGGUAGUCGUAUCAUUGGUUAUUCUGCUCAAGCGCAGAAUUGUGAGGAUGAACUCCCCGAAUCAAAUGCGUCGUUCUAUUCAGACGAAAACGAACUAUAG
This is a messenger RNA of Scaptodrosophila lebanonensis, 952 nucleotides long. RefSeq names its product extensin. NCBI's taxonomy places the organism in Eukaryota, Metazoa, Arthropoda, Insecta, Diptera, Drosophilidae. The record is from RefSeq and is a predicted model, not a curated record. The coding region runs from base 38 to 952 and encodes 304 amino acids. The transcript is spliced from 3 exons.